CCAUAAUAAAAGAAUCACAUUUAAACCAAACCUGUUAAACUGAAGAUGAAAUGACAAUCAUAGAAUCACUUCUAUAUACUUUACUUUGCCCAGAAGCUUUGUGAUAAAUUUAAUUGGAAUAAUAAAUUUUCAUAAGUUUGAUUAAAAAAAAAAAAAAAAGUUUCCUUCUCCAAAAACAAAACAUAAUUAUUCUAAGAUAAAAUUCUGUAGACAAUAAAUACUAUAGAUAAAUAAAAAGAAUUUUCCUUAUCCAAAAACACAAUUAUUAAGAUUCAUUCCUAAGCUAAUACCAUAACUAAGCUCCAAGAUUUCAAUGUUUUUGCUGUGCUCCAUAUCCCCAUCACCAAGCAUGGCCAAACCCUACAUCUGUCCCCCCCAAGGUAACAGCCAAACUCUCUCUCUCUCUAUAUCUCUUUCUCUCUCUAACUCGGUUUAUUAUAUCUGUGACUGACUUCACAUUUUCUCUUUAUGGCAGCUUUUUCUUGAAAAGCUAAAUCACUGUUUGGAGGCCCUAACUGAGCAUCCAAGAAGAAAACGAAGGCUCUGUGACAUGAGUGCCGCGUCGUCGUCGCUGGCGGCAGCCGGGGCGGAGUCCCGGCCGCCGUUCACGGCGGCGCAGUGGAAGGAGCUGGAGCAUCAGGCCCUCAUAUACAAGUACUUGAUGGCGGGACUGCCUGUGCCGCCUGACCUCGUCGUCCCGAUUCGGAGGAGCUUUGACUCCAUCUCACCUAGGUUCUUACACCACCCAAGCUUGGCCUACAGUUCCUAUUAUGGGAAGAAAUUCGACCCAGAGCCGGGUAGGUGCAGGAGGACGGAUGGAAAGAAGUGGAGGUGCUCCAAAGCUGCAUAUCCGGACUCCAAAUACUGUGAGCGGCACAUGAAUCGAGGCCGCAACCGUUCAAGAAAGCCUGUGGAAUCUCAAUCUACCUCUCAUUCCUCGUCAGCUGUGAUAUCACAUGUUACUACUGGGAACAGUGGUGGCUGUGGAAGCUUCCAAAACUUUCCAUUGCACUCUGUUAUUAAUGCUGCUGAGGGUCCGUUAUAUGGUAGCAAUGUGUCAACUUUGCAGAUGGAGCUUGCCCCUCAUGGGAUCAGUGAUAAAGAGUACAGCAGGUAUGUCCAUGGAUUGAAAGCAGAUGAACAUAAGUUUUCUGCAGAAGCUUCUGGAAGUGGGAGGGGUAUCAAAGUAGACUUUGAUGUAGACAAUACGUGGCGUCUCAUGCCAUCUCAAGUUGGUGUAAACUCCUUUCUGAAACCAAGUUAUGGCACUCAAUUGCAAAGCGACUCCCUACAAUUACGCACACCGCAAAACUUGGAGCCAAUGAUCAAUGCUACAUUAUCAAAGCAAGGGCAGCAGCAACAUUGCUUUUUUGGCAGCAAGCUUGGCUCACCAGGGCCUGUGCAACAGGAGCAUCAUCCUAUGCGACCUUUCUUUGAUGAGUGGCCUAAUACUGGAGAGUCAUGGUCUGGUUUUGAUGAUCAGAGAUCCAAUAAGAAUGCAUUCACCACUCAGCUAUCAAUCUCUGUUCCAGCAGUUUCCUCUGAAUUUUAUUCCAGGGGUGCUUGUUCCCCAAAAGAUACUUGAGGAAGCUGGCUAUAGUAGUACUCCUGGCAUGUGGUGUUCGUUCUUAAUUUAUCAACUUCUGUACCUUUUAUGUUAUCCAACUCUGAACUAACCAGCAUGGUUUCUGUUGUUGUAACAUUAUCUAGCGGCAAAGUAGUUAAGUUGUACGGCAACGAUGGCCUAAAUUCUCUAUCUACACCUUAUGUGGUCUUUAUUUGAACUUUCCGGAAAAUAAUGAUAUUAUGCUAUGUGAUGAUUGAUGAAUUGUACUAUAAUAUCUUCUU
Cornus florida is the source of this 1848-nucleotide messenger RNA. Its product is annotated as growth-regulating factor 4-like. The coding region runs from base 551 to 1585 and encodes 344 amino acids. The transcript is spliced from 4 exons. Gene Ontology annotation, cellular component: nucleus. Lineage: Eukaryota; Viridiplantae; Streptophyta; Magnoliopsida; Cornales; Cornaceae. Gene Ontology annotation, molecular function: ATP binding. Gene Ontology annotation, biological process: developmental process; DNA-templated transcription; regulation of DNA-templated transcription. The record is from RefSeq and is a predicted model, not a curated record.